AUGGGAGGUGGUACCAGUAUUUGGGUCUCGCCCGAGGCUCGGAGUGAUCCAAGCCAAAUCUACAAUGGCCGUUUGGCAUUUCUAGCGGCUACUAUCGCCAUGGCUGGCUGUUCCUAUGGUUUUGAUCAAGGAAACAUUGGAGGAGUCCUGACUUUGCCGACCUUCAAGCAUGCGUUCGGACUGGACAAUCUUACCAAAGAUGCUGCGGAUGCACGCAAAGGCAACAUUGCGUCUUUGAUAGCUGCUGGUGGUGCUGCAGGUGCUCUACUAUCUGCCCCAUUUGCCGACUUCUUAGGUCGCAAGUGGUCUAUGGUGCUCUACGGCUUAUUGUAUCUGUUAGGCUGUGCCUUUCAAGAGGUUCCCCAUCUCGGUCUCUUCUACGCAGGCAGGUUUCUUGCCGGUGUGGCAAUCGGGAGCAUGUCUGCUGGCGCCCCUCAGUUCUUGGCUGAGAACUCGCCCAAAGCGAUUCGUGCUUCAAUGACCUGUCUCUACAACCUGAUGAUUGUCACUGCUCUGUCACUGGCAUUCUGGACGAACUAUGGAGUCAGCAAAUGGAAAAAUGUCAACAUCACAGACAACACACAAUGGAUGUUAGCAUUGGGUAUUCAGCUUAUACCGGGAGGAUUCAUGGUGCUAAUGCUACCCUUUGUGAACGAGACGCCUCGUGCCUUGAUUGCACGUGGAAAGCGUGAGCAGGGUCUUAUCAAUCUCGUCAAGCUUCGCAAGCUCCCCGAAUCCCACCCCUAUGUUCAGCAAGAAUACAUGGAAAUAUGCGCACAAGUGGAUCAGGAGCAAGAGGUCGCGGCCGGACGCAACUAUUGGCUUGUGAUCAAGGAUGUUGCGCUUGUAGUAUCUAACCGGCGACGCUUUUUUCUCGCCAUCAUGCUUUUCCUUUUCCAUAAGCUGACCGGUACCGAUUCGCUCAACUACUUUGCUCCGGAAAUAUUCACUAUGAUCGGCGUGAAGGGUGGCUCUCAAGCCUUGUUCACCACGAGAAUUUAUGGUGUUGUCAAGCUUGUCACUGUGGUCAUCUACGUCGUCUGGAUUGUUGACCGCGUUGGACGAAGACUGCCCCUCAUCAUCGGCGCAUGCCUGCAGGCUACUGCCAUGUUGUACAUUGCACUUUACGUCCGAUUUGCAAAACCAGAGGUGGGCGGUGGCACCGAGGUGGGCGGUGUCUUUGGCAUCAUCUGGAUCUACAUCUACGCGUUUGGAUGGUCACUUGGCCACAGUGUGGCGUGCUAUGUGGUCGCUGCAGAGAUCUUCCCUUCUCGCAUUCGAUCUUUCUGCAUGAGCUGGUGCUUCUUCGUAAACUGGAUUGUCGAUUUCGGUAUUACCAAGGCCACACCAUCGAUGAUGACACAUCUAGGAUGGGGAACAUUCCUUCUAUACGCAGUCCUAACCUACAUCGGCGCUAUUUUCAUCUUUUUCCGUAUGCCGGAGAUGAAGGGUCGGUCUAUUGAGUCUAUGGACGACUUGUUCCAAUUUCCGAUCUGGUCUAUGUGGAGGAGGGCAUAUCCAAAGGAAGAAGACAAGACAUUUAAACUGAACACAGGUUCUGAUAUCCCCGGUGUGGGAUUUGGGACAUGGCAAGCAGCUCCUGGUGAGGCUGGCAAUGCAGUCAAAAUUGCUAUAAAAGCAGGGUACAGACAUCUAGACUGCGCUCCCCUAUAUUGGAACGAAGCGGAGAUUGGCCAGGCGCUCUCCGAAGUACUAAAAGAAACAUCAAUACCCCGAUCCGCAAUUUUCGUAAGCACAAAAUUAUGGUCCUCGCAACACGCAAACGUUGAACCUGCUCUUCGAAAAUCUUUGAAAGACCUCCAACUCGAUUAUGUUGAUCUCUACCUCAUGCACUGGCCAGUUUCACUUCCGCCAAACGACCCUUCACAACCUAACUUCGGCAAAGAAGACCGUACAGUCCAUGCCUCAGACUGGGACUUUACAAAAACGUGGGCUGAGAUGGAAAAGCUACUAUCCACUGGCCUUGUUAAAGCCAUCGGCGUGGCAAACUUUUCCACCGUCAACCUCGAGAAACUGCUCAAAACAGCAAAAGUUGUGCCUGCGGUUAACCAAACAGAGCUGCAUCCCCUGCUGCCUCAAAACAAGCUUCACAAUUUCUGCACGAAGCACGGCAUACACCAAACCGCAUUUGGGCCGCUUGGUGGUAAGGGCUCCACACUACACACGCACAAGGACGUGAUGGAGAUUGCAGAACAACGAAAGGCAACUCCCGCUCAGGUGCUUCUUUCUUGGGGGUUGAGCCGCGGGUGGAGUGUUAUCCCCAAAAGCGUCAACGCUGAAAGAAUCAAAGGGAAUCUAAAAGUUUUCGAGCUGAGUGCGGACGAGGUUGGCAGGUUAGACGAGCUGGCGAAGACAGAGGGAAGGAGAUUCAACAGGCCUAAUUGGGGCACAACGGUCUUUCACGAUGACGAUGAUAGCGUUGCAUAG
This is a messenger RNA of Exserohilum turcica Et28A, 2448 nucleotides long. RefSeq lists its product as uncharacterized. Gene Ontology annotation, biological process: transmembrane transport; carbohydrate transport. Lineage: Eukaryota; Fungi; Ascomycota; Dothideomycetes; Pleosporales; Pleosporaceae. Bases 1 to 2448 code for a protein of 815 amino acids. Gene Ontology annotation, cellular component: membrane. Gene Ontology annotation, molecular function: oxidoreductase activity; carbohydrate:proton symporter activity. The record is from RefSeq and is a predicted model, not a curated record. The transcript is spliced from 6 exons.